This is a messenger RNA of Neohortaea acidophila, 366 nucleotides long. Its product is annotated as DNA-directed RNA polymerase. The record is from RefSeq and is a predicted model, not a curated record. Lineage: Eukaryota; Fungi; Ascomycota; Dothideomycetes; Mycosphaerellales; Teratosphaeriaceae. The transcript is spliced from 3 exons. Gene Ontology annotation, cellular component: RNA polymerase II, core complex. Bases 1 to 366 code for a protein of 121 amino acids. Gene Ontology annotation, biological process: transcription by RNA polymerase II. Gene Ontology annotation, molecular function: DNA binding; protein dimerization activity.
AUGAACGCCCCAGACAGACACGAACUGUUCCUGCUGGAAGACGGCGAGAAGAAAGUGGAGGAAGACCCCGAGACUCGCGUCCCCAACGCAGCCAUGUUCACCUUCAACAAAGAAGACCACACCCUUGGCAAUCUGCUCCGCGCAAAGCUCGUCAAGUCGGAACACGUCCUCUUCGCCGGCUACCAAGUCCCUCAUCCCCUCUUCGCCACCUUCAAGUUGCGCGUGCAGACAGACGGCGAAGUCACGCCAAAGGAAGCGGUGGUAAAGGCGUGCCAGGAUUUGGUCAAGGAGUUGCAGAUGCUAGAUCAGGAGUUCACCAAGGAGUGGGAGUUGAAGAAGAUUGCCGGGGCUGGCGCUGACAUUUGA